Molecule: messenger RNA, 1542 nt
Organism: Rotaria sp. Silwood1
Lineage: Eukaryota; Metazoa; Rotifera; Eurotatoria; Philodinida; Philodinidae
Source: the annotation of a GenBank genome assembly
AUGAAUAAACAGUAUGUCAGUGUUAAAAUGAAUAAUUCGAAUAUCAAUAAACUAAAUAUACUCGAUUUACCCGAUGAAAUAUUACUAAUCAUUUUCAAUAAACUGAAAACGGUUGAUGCUAUCUAUUCACUUGUGGACGUUAAUGAACGAUUUAAUCGAUUAGUAUUUAAUUCACUUCAUAUUCGCAAACUUGAUACGACCAACAUGGUCAUAAAAUCAUAUUAUGAUCGUAGAUUUUCAAUAGACAAUAAUAUUCUUUCGAAAAUAUGUGAAAAAAUCUUACCUCGAAUUCAUCAUCAAUUAAAUGAACUUAUAGUUGAACAAAAUUCAAUGAAAUAUAUUCUUCUUACUGGUAAUUAUCCUCAACUUGACUCAUUAUCACUUGUUAAUUUUCAAAAAGAAAUACUUCUUCAAUAUUUAACAGGUAAUUCAAUUCUUCAUCAUCUUUUCACUCAACAAAUUCAAUAUCUUAAUAUUGAUGUUUCAUAUGAUCCAAAAUCAAAAGGAUCUAAAAUUCUAUCAAGUAUAUUUGCAUUGUUUUUAUCUAUAUGUAAACAACUAAUCAAUUUGAAUUUUUGUCAAUUGUUUUAUGAUCGGAAGACUCCAAUUUGUAUUUAUAAGUUCCCAUUAACAAGUUGUAUAUCUUCGACUUUAAUUAAAUUAAAAGUUAAUGUUGCAACUUUUGAUGAUUGUCUUUAUCUUCUUGAUGGACGUCUCAAACAUUUAUCAACAUUGAUUAUUGAUGUGAAAGAAAUAUUUUUGAGUUUCUCAGAUAAAAAUAAGAAAAAACUUCCCGAUUUGAAAUGCUUCUCAUUGACUUCAAUGAAGGACACACGUCAUUAUGACGAUCAAAUUAUUCCAUUACUUCGUCGAAUGAUAAAUCUUAAAGAAUUGACAUUAUUCUUAUUAGUAUUAAAAAAUGACUCAAUUUAUAUUGAUGGUAUUCAAUUACAUGAUCAAAUUCUUAUUUAUAUGCCACAAUUGAACAAAUUUACAUUCAGUAUAAACACAGUUAUUGUUAAUGAAGACAUCAAAAUUGAUCGUCCAUCAAACGAAGAUAUUCAACAUAGCUUCAUUGGGAAAGGAUAUGGACAAGUUGGUUCAUAUGUCCAUUAUAGACAAGAACGCAAUGUAGGCACAUCGCAUGUCUAUUCACUUCCAUAUCAAUUUGAAUAUUUUUUUCAUCUUAACAACUCUUUUCAAGGUGAUAUAUUUGAUACAGUUCAAUGCUUAGCAAUGACUGAUGGACGUCCUUUUGAACAUAAUUUAUUCAAACUUAUCUCUCAAUGUUUUCCUCUUUUGAAAGAAUUACGUGUUGUUAAUUAUCAACCACAAAAAAAUAAGCAACAUUCAUCUAUAUUAAUUAUAUUUCCUCGUCUUAUUCUUCUCAAUCUGAUUGAAGCACAUUUAGGCAAAUUUGCUGAUAAUAAAGUAUUGACAGCUAUUACAUUUGGCAUAAAAUAUUAUUUAGAAGAUAAUCAAUUUACUGAUACAUUUUCUCUUUCACUUGCUAAUCGUUUAAGAUGUACUAAUGUUCAUUAA